Messenger RNA from Fonsecaea multimorphosa CBS 102226, 1008 nucleotides. RefSeq lists its product as uncharacterized. The record is from RefSeq and is a predicted model, not a curated record. Gene Ontology annotation, biological process: double-strand break repair. NCBI's taxonomy places the organism in Eukaryota, Fungi, Ascomycota, Eurotiomycetes, Chaetothyriales, Herpotrichiellaceae. Gene Ontology annotation, molecular function: 5'-tyrosyl-DNA phosphodiesterase activity; single-stranded DNA binding. Gene Ontology annotation, cellular component: cytoplasm; PML body. Bases 1 to 1008 code for a protein of 335 amino acids. The transcript has a single exon.
AUGGACCCUAAAUUGAAGAAGAUCAUCGAACUCAUCGAGUCAAAGAAGAAAUCAUCGCAUCCUUGGAAUCGACAGGAGAGAUUCGAUCAGCCCUACUUCUCCUUCUCGCCCGAGACCUCCCCAUGGCAGCAGGUUGUUCCAUCCAAGAGCGCUCCAGAUGUGCCUGGGACGGCUAAAUUUAUGCUCCUGUCAUGGAACAUCGACUUCAUGCUGCCUUUCACGGAUGAACGCAUGCGAGCUGCCAUCAAGCACCUGCAAUCUCAUGUGGACGGCACUUCACUCCCUAGCGUUAUUAUGCUGCAGGAAAUGCUUGAAACCGACCUGGCACUAUUGCAAACCCAACCGUGGAUUCGAGCCAACUACAACAUGACCGACAUAGACAACAAGUACUGGGAGUCUGGGCACUAUGGUACCUGUACGCUUGUCCCGAAGGCCUUGCCCAUCACUUCCGUCUUCCGUGUCCACUACGAGCAGACGGUCAUGGAGAGAGACGGGCUGUUCGUCGACGUACAUUUUGGCAACGGCCAGAUCAUCCGUAUCUGCAAUACGCACCUGGAGUCGUUGGUCGCGGAUCCUCCAAAGCGGCCCCAUCAACUAGCAACGGCCGCCAAAUGGAUGCAUGACCCAGAGGCAAGCGGCAGUGUUCUCGGUGGAGAUCUGAAUGCCAUCCAAGACUUCGAUAAGACACUCCAUUCGGACAACAAUCUCCAAGACGCCUAUCUGUCGCUUGGCGGGAAGGAAGACACUGACCAAGGAUACACCUGGGGUCAAAUGGCUCCAACCAGGCUCAGAAACAUGUUCGGGUGCAGUCGAAUGGACAAAUUGUUCUUUUGUGGACAGCUGAAAUGCGAGAAAUUCGAGCGUUUCGGCAUGGGGAUCGAAGCCGAAGAAGAAAACGUCAGGCAGACCUUGAUCAAGGAAGAAGGACUGGAGGCAGGCUGGGUCACGGACCAUUUGGGCGUGAAAGCCGAAUUCAGUGUCGACCAAGCCGCAACUCCGAAAAUUUGA